Molecule: messenger RNA, 10948 nt
Organism: Porites evermanni
Lineage: Eukaryota; Metazoa; Cnidaria; Anthozoa; Scleractinia; Poritidae
Source: the annotation of a GenBank genome assembly
AUGAAAGAGCAUAUUAAAGAAAGCUAUCAAGAGAAUGCGGUGUGCAUUCGCCAUGCUGCAACACCAAAGAGAAACACCGACGUAGAUCUCGAAAAGUCUAAAAAUUUGGAAAAUUGUUGCUUUGUUUUGCAUGUUAGGCUUCCUCAGUAUCCCUAACUUAAUUUGAUGGUACAAACGUGGAAUGAAGAUUAAUUUUGAUAUAAAAACCUUUAGCAACUUUAGAGUUUACUAUUUGAAGUGCCUUGGGUUUUUUUAUCUCCCUUGGCAAUUUUGACACAGAAGGUUUUAAGGAUCUUACAAUCUUCACUUUAUUUUCAGUGAUGUGUUUGUUUUCUAGCCUGCAAAAACAGCCAUCUCUCUUUGUUCCUCGAAAACCCGAGCUUUCGAGAAAUCGGGAUUCUUCUGUAUUUUUUGUCUUAAUUUAAAAGAAAAAUUUCCUUGUCCUUGUCUCGACAACUGCUUUGCCCCCAAAAUUAAUAGAGAAAGUUAACCACAAACGACCACGUUUCCUUCCUGGUUCCGGUCGUUGUAGGUACAGAAACUUCAUGAGCCGGACAAGUAAUUGCUUACUGCGGUGAAGAAGGGCGUGCGAAAUGUAACUCCAGUAACAUAUUGAAGAAUAUCAGCUUGAUCAGUUCUAUUUUAGCCGCGAUAAACAACUUAGUUAGUCUUAAGCAAUAUUAAUCAGAUUAAAAGUACUUCGCAGAUGCAAAAAAGAAAAAAAAUGCUGUCCUUUGCUGUAAGUAUCUGAUGUGAUUAACAGUCUUCAUUCUUUAAUAUAGCUUGUGUUAAAGAGUCUCUCCAUAAGGAGCCUAGAAGAUUGAAAAGGAUCUGCUCGCUGUGCCCGACUGAGACGUUGUGAUUUCUUGUGUGAUGGAAAAUUCUUUAGACAACGAAAGGUUCAAAAACAACUUUUGCAGCUUGCUUGUGACAUGUUGUCCUGCCCAGCUUGCUUCAAACCCAGUUUGAGGUCCGCCCAGAGAUCUAUACGCCCUUCUUUUACCUCACAGUUAUUCAUCGCUUUAUUCUACAUUGCAGGCCGCGAUCAUGAACGCGGAGGCGUAAUUUCAUUAAAGGUAUCGCCCGUAGAAAGUAUCUUUCUGUGCAUUCUUGAGAUUGUUCUCUAAUUCAAAGUAACCUACUAUUUACAAAAGUACGAAAUGCCUCUUCUGCACUUUGAACUUUGUUAUGGCUCGGCGUUGUAAACGAAGACAUUUACGGAAGAGUGUUUGUUCUCUAGUUUCUGAUUUCUUCGCCCCGCGUCUCGACUCUGGUUUUAAUUUAUGAUCUUAUCCCUCUUUUGUAGUUCAUGUCAGUAGGUUUUGAUGGUGUUAAAUGGCUUUUGUUCGGAGACCAGCAGCUGCAAGUCCAGCCCUGCUGCCUCCUGAACACAGCAGCAUUGGAAAAUUUCUUGCAUCAUUGAUUUGAUUUUUUUCUCGAACCUGACUGUAUUCGGUAGAAGCGUCUCUCUCCCUGAGCAAAAACUGCAAUUGCACACUCGUCUUAACCCUUUCAGCCCUAAAGAGUGAUCAUCAUGAAAUUUCUCCUUGUGAUAUAAAUGUUUUGAAAACAGAGUGGUCACGAGAAUUGAGAAAAUGAUCACAGAAAAUAACGUAAUUGAUACCUCAACAAAUUCUCCCCACUAUUUGUCUUAAAAAUGUAGAGGAACAACAAAUGAGAAUCUGACUUUUGAUAAUGUUUAUGGUUCAGUGAAGGGUUAAACCCGACUAUAAUUUGAACCAAUUCGCUGCAAGCUCGAAACUUUGGGAUUCCAAAUAUUGUAGUUGGAUGUAGGCAUGUUUAUGUCCUCCCGUCUGUGGACCGACUUGUACUUGGGAUUCACAGUGAUGUUUUCCAAGGGACGAUCAGUUUUGUGCAGUCAUAAUCAACCGUUCUGUUUUCAGUGAUUGUCCAUCGAUUUCUUCUGACGUCACGCACUCAGUACUUAGUGCGGAUGCAUAAAAAUAUCACUUCUGACCUUGGCUAAGCAACAAACAAAUUGCAAUUCACUAUGAUCCGUAAAUGUUUUUUCGUUUCUGUUCUCAUCGAAGCGUUGCAAAAUUACUCGAAAUAAGAAAUGAAUGACGUUGCAAUCUCUGACAAUGACUGAUUAGAGCAAAAAGACUGCGGACUCUUGUAAUUUGAAUACAUUACAAGAUGCAGUGGUUGCAGUCGGUCAAUUAAAAGUGGCCUGGUGAUGUUUGUUCAUUACUUUCGGCCUUCGAGCUUUUAUCAGUGAAAACCUGUCCAGCAAAAGACGAAAAACCUGUUCAGAAAUUAACUUGCACCAGUUCUCUGUGAUUUGAUCAGUAGUGUAAACUUUACCUUUCCACAACAAUUCAGCCACUACUGGCAGAAUAAAAAACUUCUAAAUAGAAAAGAAAGUACUGAACUCAGAUCUAUAAACUGUAAGGUUUAUGAUAGCCUUAAUUAACCGAAGCAUACUUUCAGUACAUCACAAGUAAUUGAGCCCUUUGAAUUGAAUGGUCACACUUUAGUGACUAUAUAUUCACGGACUCAAAAGUUAUGUCUGUUAGCCAUAGGACUGCUUUAAUUGCACAUAGCUUAAUAACCCUGAAUAAAUUUACCACAGGUAAUAAGUUGCCUGUACUGUCUAGUAGCCUUUUUUUUUCAAAAUUGCUAGCGUUAGGAACUUUAUCGGCAGACACUUAAGGUAGAACCACUUCAUAAUUAGAAACCAUGCAUCAAGUGAAGAGUCAGAGGAAAGUUCUACUCUGGAGUCGUUUUAAAAUAAUUGGACUCUAUUUCAGUAAGGUCUGAAGUGUACCUUGCCGAUCAGAAAAAGUUAUGUUCUCACAGUGGGAUUUUAAAAAAAACAAUAAUUAAGCAAAAAAAUUUCAUGAACUUCUGAAUGGACAAAUUUUAAGUACUUUCUAUAGACUUAUGGAGUGACGUGUACUCCACCGACUCAGUUGUGACAAAAAGGAUACAACCUGCGUAUAGUUAACAGCAACGACAAAACAGGAACUCCGGAGUAGAUUCAUUGAAUAGUUCUGCUAAGUCCCCGAUAAGUCGGAUGUGUACUCACCAGUUCUUCGCAACAAACAUGCAAAUAAACAACUUCAAAUAAAGAAACCACAUGUUCUAAGGUAGACAGCCGAACGUUUCACCUAAAUCUGGGCUUUUGUCAGACCCUAAACAGGGAACGCAUUUUCAAGGGUCGUCGCCACAACCCAAACUUAUAUCAAAGGUGGUUUUAACUAUCCAUUUCGUCUCUUAGUUAUUAAUGCCAUCAAUAAUAAACAAACUGUCUCGGGGAACAAUAGGCGUAAGGCAAGCAUGUAAUGUUGAAAUGGGAAAUGUUACACUCUGUCGCACAAAAAGAUAAAUUGUAUAUAAAGUAUCGAUUUAAAUUUGAAAGAUUGAAAGAUAGGUCAUUAAGACAUACUUUGAGUGCUAAAUAAAAGGAAACUUUAUGGCUAAGCAGUUGGUCAUCUAGAUACAUUUCGUCCAUUAAUUGAAGAAGCAUCUAUAAAUUUUGAGUCUUAUAUGAAAAAUAAACAAAAUCUUGGUCUUGUAUAUCGUAGAAGUGUUUGAUAAAAUAAAUGCCGUGAAAAGUUCAGGUAUUGUCACUUUGCCGUCUACCUCAAAAUUCGAUCUUGAGUUUUCCAGUGUUGGGUGUUAAUCGACUUGUACGCCUGUUAACAAGCACGUGCUAAAAAUAAAAACGCUUACAAAGCCUUAAAAUAUGUGAAACUAAAUUGAUAUAUAGUGUGCGAUUUCCUUUGACCCCUGCUGUCAGUCUUUAGAGAGGAAGAAAUCGUCCGCUGAUCUUUCACUCUGAUUAAACCUCUCUGCAAUUCCGGGUAUAAGUUACCUCAGCAUCUCUUGCUUCUCGGCUCUAACUUAAGCUACUACCACAGUAUACUGAAUCAUUGAGCUGUAACUACAUCGCGUGCUAUCGUUUUGUUCACAAUGAGCUGAGCUCUUAACUAAUAAUACCCGUUGGUGCAUAAGACAAUGUAGUAUAUAUAUUGCACGCUUACGUAAAUGUUUCGCAUAGCACUUUGUCAAAAUGAAUCGACUCUUAUUUUGGAACGCUCGAUAAUGUGUCUUCGUCGCGGUCCAAAUUAUCAAGUAAGUAAAAAUAAUUUUCUUUGAUACUUGUUAUCAUAGUGUUCACAAUUUUAAUUAGCAUCCGUCGCUUGGGAUAAAUGUUCCUCAAUGAGCUUAUAUUGCUCCGAAACACUUUCUCAGACGUACUUUGAAUGAAAAUCCGGCUUGCAAUAGUAAUUACAUAAACCGCAUAAAGAUAUGUCUGUAUUCGCCUUAUUAGUUCUGGCUUGGUUUGCUGUACGGCUUUUCAUGAUAUUGUAAAUCCACUAAAAAGAUCAGAUGGCUUAGGAACCCACAAAAUCCAUGGCAAGCUGGGAUCAACUAAGAGCAAGAAAAUGGCCGACUUUGACGUGUAGAGUAUCCUUGAAGAUGUAGUUGCGUACCUCCUUCAGGCUGCAUGUUUUUUUAAAGUUUUCCGGAUGUCUUGCUACGGUCUUUAUAUCUCGCACACAUAUCUAAGAUUAUUAUUACACUGAAAAGUUCGCAGUGCUACCAAGUCUCUGCUGCCCAAUUAUUACGAGCGUAGUAAGCGAAAAUCGGUGAGGCGACAUUAAAUGUAGGGUACAGACCGGACCGAUUUCACCACUAACUUACUACAUACAAAUUGGAGUAUUUAGGGUCAGAUUACGUAAAGCCUUCGACUCUAACGCUAUUGGUCCAUUUUAUCGUGAUAUUCACAUGCACCUGUUGGCGACUUUCAUGUUUGUAUGUGUGUAUAGAGUGCAGUGCCAGUUUAGUUCGUCAGUGCACUUCAUGGUAAGCAGACACUCGACCGGCCUUGUUAAGUAUCGGUAGUUGCCUUCAUAAUCAUAUUUCUUUUACUUUCAAUAGUGACCCGUUAAAAAGAGAAGAGCAUAUUACACCGAGAAGUAGACAGAGAUGUAUUAUAGGUUUUAAGAUUAGACAACCAGUAUUUCUGUUUUUCCUCGACUUUCUUAACUUUUUCAUAUAUUUUACGCCCUACACUUGACCUUAUACGUCGUAUUAAAGAUUGUGCUUUUCUUGCCUAAGGCCUGCCUGAACGCAAAAUUAAGUUUUUCUAUGAUAUCUUUUUCGGCUUUGUAGCAGUUGGCUUUGUGAAAAAAAGGCACUGAAAACGCAAAACUCAGACAAAUGAUCAGGACCAUCGCGGUUAUCUAUUUAUUCACAAUACAGUGCCGCAAAGCAGUAAUCUCUUGGCUCUAAAAUUUAGAGUUAUACCGUAAAAAUACCUAAAAUAGCUCUAUUAUAAAUAUAUGCAAAAAUUAGUGUUAUAUGAUGCAAAGUAAUAUAUAUUACCCUCAAAUGUGCAGUACACUUAACUGUAUCAUAUGAGGCAAAGUUCAUUUUUGACAGCGUACGUUUGAAGUUAGAGUUAACUGAAGAACUCUGAGGACAAAUAUUGGUCAGAAGCGUUAUCUGCACCGUAAAAAUAAUUGAAUAAACAAACAAACAAGUAAGUAGAGCAACAAAUAAUCUUUAUCUAUCAUGACCAAGAUAGAUGCCUUUCUUUUGAUACAGUAAAUGUCAUGAGUUUUCAUAGGAGCAAAGGCGGCCACAUCUAAACUUCGCUCGCAAAUCACUUUUUAUCUCACCAGGCAGCUGGUUGUAUUAAGUUUUUAGUCAAAGACUCCUGUACACUUCACCUUGUUUUAAUUCUUUAGACCUUUUUCAGUUAUCUUAGAGGCGAAUCAAAGGAUAUUGCUGACACUGCACGAUGCUGGGCUAGUGACUUGUUAUUGCAAAAAAAUGGUAGCUUAGUUAGUACUGAGAAAAACAAAACGGCGGGUGGCGUAGGAAGUCGAUCGUAUGCGGAAGUACCAGCAGCUGAAUGUAUCCGUUUGCGGUUUGUUUUAUUGUAUUUCAAGCGGAUAUCAAGUGGUCCAUUACAGAGAGCUUAAUCACGCUAUUCACAAUAGUUAAACGAUUUUGUUUUUAGUCAAUAACGAGAUUUUCCUUGUCACAAACAACUACAGAAGAUAACUCUUCCGAUCAAGAAAUCAUCAAAAACUAAAAAGCAGUGAAUACUAAAUAGAUACAAUAUUAACAGAUGAAGAAAGAGUAAAGAUUUCCCCUUUCGGACUCCGCUUGUUUGUCUGCUAACGGGCAAUUGUUUGGAACUUACUUACGCACUCGACGGCGCAGCUACGUCCUUAAGCCGUGGGAACGGAAAUGCAAUUAUUGCAGGCGCACUUUUUCGUUGGGAAGCGCAAAAAUAGAGGCCGCGAAUGAGUUUAGUUCGUUUCUCUCUAUGAAUAAAUCUAUUUUGUAUUUAACUGUACGGCAUUGGGAACAAUAGGUUAAUACAUUUUAAUUGACUUAUGAAUAAACACGCUACAUAAUUUCGUCAGUACAGACGUCAUGCAUUGUUAUUAAUACUACACAGAAUAAAGAAAAAAUAAAUAGAAUGAAAAGUAAAUAAGCUAAUUUGCACACAAAAGUUUUGCCGAGUGAGCUGCUUUCAAUUAGUGGUUUGAAAGUAACGUUAACUACUCGCCAGAUGAAAACACUUUGUGGAACAAAACUCAACAGUACCAAUAAUACGACAUGAAACAGUACUGCUCAGUAGCUUUAUACAACCACCUCAUGUACAACUUAGUGCCCAGCCAAACAGCCUUCAAGGAUUUCGCGCGGUGCUGACAAAUCUGUUCAGUGCCACUUACAGGAAAUGAUAUUCAAAUUGAAGUUCAGACAGGGCCAUAAUUGCUCGGGAAGUUGACCUAGGCGGGCUCUAAUUGCAAUGAUAGACAAUACUAACACAUCCGAUGAACGUAAUGCCCUAGAUUAUUUUUUGUACACAUGUUACAUGUACAUGAACCAUAAACGCAUAGACCUUUAACUGAACCAUACGUGUUUGGAACUGGAACAGUCACUUCAGUUACUCUAACUGUCAUUCAACCUGAUAAUGACAAAAGGUUGGCCAGCGCUGGUCAAAUGUCCUAGCAACCUAUUAAGUAUUCAGGCAAAGAUCGAUGAAGUAGCCAUAGUGUUGUAUUUAUAUAAACUUCCAGAACUUCCCAUCUCCUAUCCACGUAGUCAAGCCGAAGUGACGUUCCAAUUAACAACUAGUUAGCGCGCGAAAUCUCGUGGGCGGGGGAAUACCCGGUGGUUUAAGUGCUUAUUCACUGAAACACGUGAUAAUUUGCGGUAGAGGGUCCAAAAUUAGUCCGAGAAGAAAACAUAAUGUUUAAACGCCGUCUGAUGAUAGGUAUGAGUCUGAUUUUUAAAAUGAGAAAAAUGAGCGGAUGGCAGGCUUUUGGAUGCAUAUGAAUUUUAUAGUAAACAAGAAUGUUUGGGCUCACGGCUCACACUUUGUCGUGUUCGAAUUGAACGCUCCUUUUUCGGACUCGCUCUAGGUGCGUCAGUUUAGAAAAUAGAAAAUAGAAAAUCUGCCUUUUGAAAUCCAUUCAGCUCUUGGAUUUUCUUGUUUUUGACCAAGAAAAUAGAAAAUAAACCAAGUCUUAACAGAGUUACUCAACGACACAUUUUUGAAAAAUUAUUUUCUUAAAGUAUUUUUCUUAUUAAUACUUUCUUCAAGUAUUAUGACUGUAAUCCUCUUUUGAGACUAAAAAAUAAAAAAAGAGUAACAGCAGAAAAGUGGAUAAUAGACAAACUGAAAAAAGAAAACGUGCGAAAAGGGAAACGAGCUUCGGCAACGGCGACACACUUUUCUCCCUAGGAAGAUUUUCUGAUUCAUCGGUCAACGCUUUUCAAGCCGAAUCAAUAACUAGUAUCUCUUGGAUGCAUGCUUGAUACAAGUUUCAUUGUCACUUUUUUUUUAUCAGAAAGUUACCAGAAAAUAACCUGCCGUGGUUUAGGUGCAUUUUUUGCAAAAUGUAUUUUCAUGCAUAAAAGAGUAUUGAACUUAUCCAGAAAUAUUUUCAUAUCUGGAUGUUAAGUGAAGUAGUUAUUUACAUAUUUAGGUAAGAAACAAACAAAGUAGAACAAAACAAAAAAGCGCUUUGUUCUUCACAAUUAACACCCGCCCUGAUUUCAUCAAUUGAUCCUAUUGAUAGAGCCGGUGUUACUAGAACUUGCGAAUAAAUAAGUAAAAAAAUAAUAGUAAAUAGUAACUAGUGCGUCAUACGUCCUGUUAGAGGGAACGACAGCAAUAUUCAACAGCAAGUUGAUUCGGGUAAAUUUUUUGCGUAAUAAAACCUAGGACUUAUUCUCGAAAAAACAAAGAACUAGUAAAGGCCUCAAUCACCAUGGAAUUUCUUUUGUUUCAAUCUCUCGUGUUAAUUCCUAGCGUGAAGAAAAUUCAAACUAUUUUGCAAACCUUAGCUUUGCGGGGAGAACAAAAUUAAACCAGUGUACUGCCACAUUCUAGAACACGUCAUCAUCGGUCUCUUACAUCGCCAAUAUUCUAUGAUCGCAAUACCUGUUUAGAUUUAGCGAGUCCUUUUUAUUAACCCAAUGAUGUCAUUUCUCCAUAGAGUUAUUCAACCGUUGUUUUCGUCUAAACCCAGCCCUGUUAAAGCUCAGAUAAGCAACAUAUAUCAUAUGUUAAGUAUUUUAUUUUUCUCUACGCCCAUAUUUUAGUGAUAUUGCUGGGCCAACAAAUUUGAGUAUAAAUAGCAGUAAAAACAAAUGAUGCUCAAAAUCAAGUUAAAGUUAAUUUUUAACACAAGCUGUCUCUUGAAGGUCUGAGAGAUGAAGGUUUGUUUAAUUUUGUUUUUUGUUCUAUUUGACAGAUUGCUAAGCAUUAGUAUUUUCCUACCGGCUGAGACAUUUUUCUUUUAAGAUAUUUGUUUUGAGGAAAGUGGGAAGAGCCUGGCAGCUAUAAAUGUUAAUUUAAACGUAAAAAAGAUCAGACCUUUUAAUAGUGAAAUCGAUUUUAUUUUGAAAUCACUUAUACUGUACCCAUUGAAGAAUUAUUCGUAACCAAUGAGAUGGGCAUAUUUUGGUUGGGUCACUUGUUACGGAUCUUGUCAUUAAAGAAACUGCAACAUUUCUCAUUUAUUUCGAUUAGUUGGGGUUUUUAACCUUUUUUUUUUUUCAUUAUCGAACACUCAGGUGACAAAACCUGAAAGCAUCAUGCAAGUGUACCGAUUUUUAUAUCAGAGUCAGUUCCAAACCGUCGCGCGAUGCAACAGGGAAGCUAGUCAGGAGUGAAUUAACAUCAGAGAGCUUCAGAUUCGUGGACGAGAUUUCCUCAAUACUAAGUAGUACACGCACGCGAGCCAGCGUCACUUUGGCGGGAAAACGUGAUAGCGGUCGCCAUUCUACUACGAGAAGUCGUAGUGGCGGAAACAAGUUAUCAAAUGUUAGAAGUUUUAUCAUUUUGGUAUAUCGGGAUAGGGCUUAACCUCCUUAAGUAUAAAUAACCGUUACUAACUUGUUUGGUAUAAGAAAGUAAGAUGAAGCUCCCCUGGGUGUCCUUUUUUAAAGCACACGCAAAAACUCUUGUUAAAUCUCGUACAUGUGCUCGCUCUCGUCCUCAAAUCUAAAGUUCUCUAUCUAUACAUAUUCUAAUGGAUUAUCAAUUUUCAGCUUCUUGAGGUAAAAAAAAUCGAGAAACUUUACGUUGAUCGGCCUAAACGUGUGCUUGCAGAAAUUUCGAGAGCAGACUGGCUCGCAAAAUGUUUUGCAAAAGUGGCAUGCCAAACAACCAAAAAACACCGGGUAAUUACAACCCCUUACUGUUUGUUGUGGUUGUUUUAAGGACAAAGAAUCCCGGGAUACUCCCUAUUUACAUUGUAGGUGAGAAAUUUGAAUUAACCAACAGUACCUACUUCGUAGCUAGGACAAGCAAAUACUUAGUAAUUCUCAUUGCCUGCGGCCUUUUAGAGCGGACUUCAGAUCUGACCUUCUACCUUACGAUAAAGACGUAAUUAUUUGUAUUAAGGUAUUUCAUUUCUGGUUAAAUUAUACCACAUUUUUUCAGUGAAGUGAAUUAACCGGCAUGGGCGCCAGAAGAUUGUUAAGUUGUUUCAUUGAUUAACUGCUGAUAAGAAAUAAGUAGUUUAUUCCUAAUAAGCACUUAUUAACCAGAAUGACGUGUGUUCUGUCGGAGAAAAAUUCAAAAGGGACCGGUUUUUUUAACAUUGUAUACCAGAAUGUGCGUGAAAAUUUCGUGAAUCACAACUGUGAAUGCAGCUGUGAAUAGCCUAUCGAUUUAAUUAAAAGCACUUAUUAAGAUUUAAUUUAUCGAUAAUCAUUUGAAAUUCAUGUGCGUUUUAGUUUAAUUAUCUGUUUUUCUUUCUUUCUUUCUUUCUUUCUUUUUUUUCAUUGCAAUUGUCUUUAGAAAGCACCUUAACUUUUACCCUUGGGGAAAUAGCUUCUCUUAAGAAGUUACUUAGGAAUUUCAGUUAUAAGUUAAACGGACGACCGUUGUUUACUAUUUUUCAAGUUUACUUAGGGUAAUUAGUUAAAGAGCACAACACUGAACAUUUUUCAGCUAUCCUGUUUACGGUUGAGAUUAAUAAGCUCAUUAAAUGAUCUGAAUUUCUUGUUUGUUUCCUUUGUUUAGUUUAUUCUGCUCUUGGUGACAUUUCUCACUACUAUGACGUCAUUUAUUAACUCGUUGCCAUGCCAGCAAAGGCCUGGAGUAAAAUUAAAAGCUGCACAAGUACUACAUCAUCUCCGUCAAAGAUAUUUAUUUGUAAAGAAAUUUAAUGUUGGGCGCCUUCCACAACCGAGGAAGACAAGAUCGACCACUAUACCUGGUACGGAUUAUUGUCCAUGGGACUGGAAGGAGGACAUAAAUCCCGAUAGAGUCCCUAGAACUCUCGUGAAGGCUGCGUGUCCCGGAUGUUCACAUUUUUGUCGAGCUGUUGUAUAUCAUCACAACGUUUUGGUCUCGAGAUGCGACACAAAAACGGGAGACAGGGUGUGGAAAUGGAAACAAAAAGUUCUUCCAAUAGCUUUUGUGUACGACCCUUACAAAUGA